Messenger RNA from Staurois parvus, 351 nucleotides. The record is from the annotation of a GenBank genome assembly. NCBI's taxonomy places the organism in Eukaryota, Metazoa, Chordata, Amphibia, Anura, Ranidae.
GCAGGAUGGAGGUGCAUGGGCAAAAGGAAUUUGGUUUUGUAUCCCUAAUGUAAAGCAACAGGAUGUUCUUCUGAAGUCCCCGGGGAAAAGGCACAUUGGGUUUCAGUAGACCAGUGUUUAGACCAGUGUUGUGUGCCCCUCGCCCCUUGUGGGAUGAAGUUCUCUGUUGUCUGCUCCCCUGACACCACAGAUACCAUUAAUGCCAUUUUGGAUCCUGGGCUGUGGAACACAGAGGAGGGACCACAGGGUGAGGGUUUAAGUCUGAUUCAUUCUGACUCUACCCCCUCAGUAGCUGUGGCUGACAGCACUGAGUUUCCAGAGGCUGUUACAUCUGAUGCCAGCCCAGAGGAA